Lycium ferocissimum is the source of this 555-nucleotide messenger RNA. RefSeq lists its product as uncharacterized. The record is from RefSeq and is a predicted model, not a curated record. The coding region runs from base 1 to 555 and encodes 184 amino acids. NCBI's taxonomy places the organism in Eukaryota, Viridiplantae, Streptophyta, Magnoliopsida, Solanales, Solanaceae. Gene Ontology annotation, molecular function: nucleic acid binding. The transcript has a single exon. Gene Ontology annotation, biological process: DNA integration.
AUGGAUGACUUCGUCAACAACAAUCUGAUAUGUCGUUUCGGUGUGCCGGAAUCUAUCAUCACGUACAAUGGUGCCAAUAUGAACGACCAUUUGAUAAAAGACAUCAGUGAACAAUUCAAAAUCACUCACAGGAACUCUACCGCCUAUCGGCCACAGAUGAAUGGAGCCGUCGAGGCUGCCAACAAGAACAUCAAAAGGAUUUUGAGGAAGAUGGUCGACAACUACAAGAAUUGGCACUAUCAGCUGCCUUAUGCUCUGUUAUGGUACAAAACAACAACCAAAACUUCCACCAGGGAAAACCCAUACCUCCUCAUUUACGGUAAAGAAGCGGUCAUACCCGCAGAAGUGGAAAUCCCUUCACUCAGGAUCAUCCAAGAGGCAGAGCUAAAAGAUGCAGAAUGGGUUAAGAAUCGUUAUGAACAGUUGGCCAUGAUAGAGGAAAAGAGAAUAGCGGCGGUAUGCCACGGACAGUUGUACAGACAAAGGAUGUCUAGAGCCUUAAACAAGCGGGUUAGAACUUUACUUUUCCAGAUUGGACAACUCGUGCUCAAGUGA